CGUUGCGUCGCUACUGGCCGCCCUGGGCAGGAACGGAACGCCACGGCUGUUGCUUGGUUAGCUGCGGGGGCAGACGGCUUCUUCUUCUCAGUAUUUCCAGGAGUUAAUCACCAAAUAGUAAACUUUUGAGCGUAAAUACUAACCUCUCUUCGCUCAGCAACUCGCAGGACAAUGAAUGGGAAGUCAACGAACGGUUCGCCGGGGGGAAUGGCCUGCAUCGAGGGUCUGCCCCCCCUGCCGAAGAGCCUGAGCGGCUUGCUGAACUCGAGCGGCGGCUCCUGGAGGGACAUGGAGAGGAUGUACGUGAAGAAGACCAUGAUCCAGGACGACCUGAGCCGGGGCAGGAACCACACCGACAACCUGCUGGCCAACAAGCCGGCCAACCUCGACGCUGCUCUGGCUCUCCUGCGGAAAGAAAUGGUGGGGUUGCGUCAGCAGGACAUGUCCCUGCUGUGCCAGCUGUGGUCGCUCCACGAGUCGAUCCAGGAGUACAAGGGCAGCUGCCAGGACCUGAGCGCCGCCUCCAGCCUCAGCAUGAUGGAGAACGGCUACUUCGACGAGGACGACGAGUACUACCCGGAGUCUGGCACCACUCCCACCGGGGAACAUCCGGACGGAGAGGUCGGAGACGGCAUGGCAACGAUGGCAGGGGACAAGAACGGGAGCAUCAGCGGCAAAGACGACAGCUGGGACUCCUUUCACGUCACCAUCUGAGGCCUCGUUCUCACCUUGUUUCUGCAGAUGGAUACAUACUUUAGGGGUGAGAGACUUGAGUUGCUCAGGAAGCCUUUGGGCCUCCAAGAAGGAUCUGGUUGAUUAGGGGUAGCAGUUUGUGGUAUGGAGUUACCAUGAUAGACUUCAGUUUAAGUUCAGCUCCUCCUCAGAUGAAACACGUCCCCUUUUUUUGUGACCAUGACCAGGAGCUUCAGAGACCUUGGAACUGAGAGGCCGGGUGUUUUGACAAGCAGCUUGCUCUCAAACUCAGGAGUUGAGACAAGACUCCAUAUACUCAAAAUAUAGGC
Molecule: messenger RNA, 1022 nt
Organism: Etheostoma cragini (Arkansas darter)
Lineage: Eukaryota; Metazoa; Chordata; Actinopteri; Perciformes; Percidae
Gene: fam89a
Product: family with sequence similarity 89 member A
Exons: 2
Coding region: 172-714 (180 amino acids)
Source: RefSeq, a predicted model, not a curated record